CAAAGUGCUGUCAUCAGCAGCAGCCACCCGUCAAAGGGAGAAAAAUACUUUCAAUCAUGAAGAUGGCUGACGGUUCUACAAUUCACAGAAGAAAUAGACCCGGAACCAAGGCUAAGGAUUUUUGCAACUGGCCCGAUGAACCGUUCGAGGAGAUGGACAGCACGCUUGCUGUGCAGCAGUACAUACAACAGAUGAUCAAGAAGGACCCAUCUAAUGUGGAACAAAUAUUGACCAUGCCAGACGGGCAGGAUGAAGGCGUUUGGAAAUACGAACACUUACGACAAUUUUGUAUGGAAUUGAACGGGUUGGCGGUUCGGCUGCAGACGCAGUGUUUUCCUGCCACUUGUACCCAGAUGACGGCCACCGAGCAAUGGAUCUUUCUGUGUGCAGCCCACAAAACGCCGAAAGAAUGUCCGGCCAUCGAUUACACGCGUCACACGCUAGACGGGGCCGCUUGCCUUCUCAAUAGCAAUAAAUACUUUCCAAGCAGGGUAUCAAUCAAAGAAUCGUCGGUGUCGAAGCUGGGUUCGGUCUGUCGGCGAGUGUAUCGAAUUUUCUCGCACGCUUACUAUCACCAUCGGCGAAUAUUCAACGAGUUCGAGGAUGAAACGUAUCUCUGCCUGCGGUUUACGCACUUUGUGACCAAAUAUUCACUCAUGUCCAAGGAAAAUCUGAUCGUGCCGAUUCCGGAGUGCGAACUGACUCCGGGCGAAAGCGAAGCCUAGAUCGGUUCGGUCGGUUUCAGUCUAUGAUUGUGUAUUAUGACAAACCAUCCACAGCGCGCCUCUGGUCGAAGUGUGUUGUAGGUACUAGAUUUUCAGAAACGACCAGAAGAAAAACUAAAACAGUCUGUAACGGUAAGGUCCCUCAAUCCUAAAUGCUACAGUGACACUUUAUUGACUAGUUGAACCGAUUGCGAACAGUCAUACUUUUUACUAGGAACUAUAAUUUGUUUUGUUUACACCACCGAUUGAUUUCAACCUAUUGUUUUUUUUUAAUUUUCCAUGAAUUUCGGUCACGUUUCAGUUGAAUUUUUCCUCGUUAACGGGAUGAUUGGAACUAUCCGUUUAAUGUUAAUGGAAUUUGCUUUAAACUAGCUACUCCAACAAAUUAAAACAUCAUAACGUUUGUAAUCAAUAGAAAAAAAAACUUACGAAAACUCGAAUGGAAUUAUCCAAUAAAUAUAUUUAGCUGAUCAAGAAAACACAUGUUUGAAGCGGACUCACCAGUUAACCAAUGAGUUGCGUGCAUUCGAAAUUAUUCAAUAAUCAGACAACAAAUUAAUAAACGAUUCAGAGAUUUGUAACUUUCUUAAGUACCACUCUAAACAGUUUGUCGUUUCACGCUAGUAAACCACAUUAUGGGAUGAUUAUGCAAAGCUAAAUUGAAGCAUUGCAAUGUUAACAGGUUUGUCUGUUGAACAUAGUAUAAAUAUACCUUCAAAGAAAAAGGUUUUUCCACAAUAAAGUUGAAACACUGCAGAACAUAUAGCAACCUAGAAUAUUCAACGCUAAGAGGUCGAUUAAUUUCAAAACACAAUAAGUUUGACCCGUUUUCUUUGAACACAUGGAUAAACCUUCUAAAUGUUCUCAGUUGUUUGUUCGUUGAUAGCAGCGAUCCUAUUUUCACGCCCAGAACGGUACGAUAAUGCUCGGUGUUUCAAAAGCACCGAUCAAAUUGUCUUGUGAUCAUUUGAUCUAGUGUUCAAUAUCGAGGAAACACAAAUUUACUAGAUAUUAGAUUGUGAUUAAUCAUCUCCAUGCUAAGUUUACUUUAGAGAUAGGUACCAACCCAUAUAUCUUCUUUUCGUAUCAGUAUCACGAACAUGUAAGUCUUUUAUUCGAGCCACCGAAAAAGAAAAAGUGGCGACUCGAGCAUCCUAAAUUUUGCAAGCGUUAAACAAAUCCAACAUAAAUAAAAGAAUAUUCGUAACCAAGCAAAAGUUAUUGGAAGACAAGCUUCCAACUGAUAAGAAUGCAAAACGAUUUUGUGUCUGUUUUUAUGCUACUCGAAAGUUAGAGUGUACAAAACUCGAAACAAAAAAAAAAAAAAAAAAAAAAAUAACGCAAACAUAAUUAUAUAGUCACCAAACAAAAAACAUCCGUAGGAUAUCCGCAGAUAAAUUCAAAAGAGGAAAAAAAACUCCACCACCAUCAGACAGGAACCGGAAGAAAGCAAAAUUACAUGUACGCAUCUAAUCAACAACAACACAUUGUGUUCGUGUUGUGAGGUCCCUCUUACUAUAGAAGAAGAUCACUUGAGAUAAUACGUUUACAACCUGAAAGGAGAGAUUAUGUAAUCUAGUGUGUGUUGAAGGGUGGGAGAACAAAUAAAUAAUACAGUAUGUAUAAGAAUCAUUAGCACUAUUGAAUAGAA
Molecule: messenger RNA, 2376 nt
Organism: Uranotaenia lowii
Lineage: Eukaryota; Metazoa; Arthropoda; Insecta; Diptera; Culicidae
Gene: Mob4
Product: MOB kinase activator-like 4
Exons: 4
Coding region: 57-725 (222 amino acids)
Cellular component (GO): cytoplasm
Source: RefSeq, a predicted model, not a curated record